AUGCGCACAAGGGUGUUCUGGCGGGUGGUGCUGGUGGUGGCGCUGCUGGCGGUCGUCCUGUGGGCCGAGCUGCUGCUGAUCGAGCUGUCGCACUCACGGCCGCAGCCCAUGAUGCUGCCGCCGCUCUACGCGUCUGACUCGGCUGGCGCCACCCAGCGGCCAGUCAGUGGGGACACCAACAUCUUCUUCAUAGAGCCCACGUGCAUCUUCGAGGAAGUGCCGUGGUUCGGCCUCGGUACUCUCCAAAUGUGCGCCGUGGAAUCUGCCAUCCGCCACAACUCGGAGUACCACGUGUACGUGCUCCACACGUGUGCGGCUCCUGCAGAAGGCUUCACCGUCCCCGAUGGUGCCAAGGCGAUAUACUCACCAACAGAUUUUUUCUUCAAGGACACUGAUCUUGAUCCGUCCAUCUUAACACUGUACCGCUUCUUUGGUACAGAGUAUUCCGUACAGCACGCGAAGGAGGUCCUGAGUCUUGUGACACUCUGGAAGUACGGUGGCAUCUAUCUUACCUUGGACUACAUCAUUCAAAGGCCGCUUUGGGGGUUGGGGGAGGACUGGAUCACGGCAGCGGGCCCGAAAGAGGUGUCGCUGCGUGCCAUGUCCCUGUCUGCGACGCCGCUGUCUCCCGGGCAGCAGGUGGCCAUCGAGAUAGUGCGGCGUCUGCACGUCGACGGCGGCGCUCCAGACGGCGCCGUCGCACUGGUCAACAGCGUGCUCAGCGAACGCUGCGCCUUCGAUCAGACUGAUGUCAGCGUGGAGGACUGCAGAGGCAUCUCGAUACUACCUGGGGAGCUGCUUCUGCCGGUACCUGCAGACCUGUGGCAGAACCUGUACAUGGAGGACCUUGCUGAAGACAUGCUUUCGCUUGUCCAUGAUGCGUACGGCGUAUGCUUUUACCACGAGAUGAACGAGGAUCUGUUUCCCAGUCCCAACUCGGCCUACGGUCGGCUUGGCCAAUGGAAUUGUCCUUCAAUCUUCUUCGGCUCCACAGGGAAUGAUUCGUCCAAACGCCGACGGUGA
Molecule: messenger RNA, 1023 nt
Organism: Schistocerca serialis cubense
Lineage: Eukaryota; Metazoa; Arthropoda; Insecta; Orthoptera; Acrididae
Exons: 5
Coding region: 1-1023 (340 amino acids)
Biological process (GO): glycosphingolipid biosynthetic process
Molecular function (GO): hexosyltransferase activity
Source: RefSeq, a predicted model, not a curated record